CUCCAGACACAGCCGUUCUUGGGUUGGCUUAUCAAGUCAGGCAAGGACGGUUGACUUGGAACAAAGACUCGAUUCGCUCCUAAUCAUCGGAAAUUUGAGACAAGUCGAAAAACAAAAUCCAUCAUUAUUCGUCAACGGACGUUUUAAGGCAUUUGUUUGUGCUCAUUUGUGCUCCAACUUCUCGUCUCUCUUACCAGUCAGCUGUCGCAUUUUCCAUGUAAGCUCUGUUCCACUCAGUCUAUGAGAAAAGCAGGGCGUGUUCCAUGUUAGUCAAUACACACAACCAGACGACCGGCCUUCGUGCUGCCGAAAGGGUCGUAAAAUGAAGACCAACGCCUCUUGUGAGUGGGUGUGAAAAAAGUUCUGUUGUCUUGUGACCGAAGAACUCUUUCCUGGGCUAGACAUAUUAUUGAACCUUCAGUUUAUGUUAAAACAGACCCCAAAGGAAUCGAACACCCAGGGUUUCAGAUGGGGGGCGUGAUAGGCCACAUCAACAUGAACAGGGCCCGGGCCCUACAGACCGAGGUGCCCUCCCUGGACGACAAGGUUCAUAUUGAACCUAAGGUCCUGCCUCCUAGAAAACGGGGCAGGAAUGGUGAGAUCCAACAACUGGAAAUCAAAUUCUUGGACCACGACACUCCGGUUUAUAGGUUGGAUCAAACUGUUGACGGUCAGGUCUUGCUGGAGUGCCAAGGGGACCUCCGGUUUAAGUGCAUCUCGGUGACUUUGAAGAGCUUCGCUCGAGUGUAUGGAAAAUCUGGCUUAUUCGGAAAAAGGGACAAAAUUGAGGCCGAAGAAGUGUACAUCCGAGACAAAAAAUUUUUGAGGGGAGGCAUGGGGACAGGAGCCCGCGAGAGAUUGCCCGAGGGGAUCCAUGAAUUCCAGUUCCAGUUCCAACUGCCUGGCGUGGACCUCCCAACGUCCUUGGAACACACUUUGGGAUGUAUCCGCUAUCUAGUAACAGCAGAACUCGAGGAUGGAAACGGAAAAAGUUGGAAGUCAAUCAAGGCAUUCACCUUUUUGUCGGACAAUCCUGUGACCAAUGACCAGACUGAGUCAAAUGAAACCAUUGUUGACAUUCGGACAAGCGAUGGCAUCACAGUUCCAACAUCCUUCCGUACUAACCGAAAGCUUUAUAUCCCAGGUGGGUUUAUUUCGGUCAACUCAGAUUUUACCAACUCCUCCAAGGUUGAAGUAGUGCCUAGAAUGGUUGUCAUUCGGAAGUCAAGAUUUCACGAGGAGCACGUCAGCACCGAAGUGGCUCACGCCGUGGGCGCGCCAAUAAACAAAGAUGACAUUUGGUGUCCGGUGGUGAUUCCGCUUCCACUUUUGAGUCCGACCAUUUCUAACUGCAAAUUAGUCGAGGUCUCGUAUGAAGUUCAAGUCAAGUUUGACCCUCCAAUUCAAGAUGAGCCCUCUAUAGUGAUUCCCAUUGUGGUGGGAUCGAUUCCCUCCAACGAUCAGAUUGAUGACGAUCAACCGCCAACUUAUCAACAAUGCAUGGACCACGUUGUUUUGGUGGAGAAAGACGAUCCCGAUCGGAAUUCGUAUCUUGGUGCUUUGAGCUUUUCGAAUGUGUAUCCAUUCAUGUCUGGGGAACCCCGCCAUUAUCAAGAUCCACCAUCCUACUCUGAUGUAGCUUUCGCCGAUGAAGAUGCAGAAUAGGUGGCAAUAGAAUAAUUAUAAAGACACGAGAAUUUUAACCUAUUCAAAGCUUUACAUGGAUCGCAAAUGCACGGAACUAAAAUAAAGCAUUAUCAUCACGCA
Tigriopus californicus is the source of this 1767-nucleotide messenger RNA. Its product is annotated as arrestin domain-containing protein 3-like. Bases 469 to 1665 code for a protein of 398 amino acids. NCBI's taxonomy places the organism in Eukaryota, Metazoa, Arthropoda, Copepoda, Harpacticoida, Harpacticidae. The transcript has 5 exons. The record is from RefSeq and is a predicted model, not a curated record. Gene Ontology annotation, biological process: protein transport. Gene Ontology annotation, cellular component: cytoplasm.